Molecule: messenger RNA, 1524 nt
Organism: Gloeophyllum trabeum ATCC 11539
Lineage: Eukaryota; Fungi; Basidiomycota; Agaricomycetes; Gloeophyllales; Gloeophyllaceae
Product: MFS general substrate transporter
Exons: 10
Coding region: 1-1524 (507 amino acids)
Cellular component (GO): membrane
Molecular function (GO): transmembrane transporter activity
Source: RefSeq, a predicted model, not a curated record
AUGUCCGCUGCUGUCGAAAGUGACAGACCGGUUGAAGUUCUGCCAUUGUCCACGCAUGGUGAUCCUUGUCGAGAGGAAGUGGCCUGGAAAGGGCUCGAAAUUGAGAGCCAACUUGAAUCCCGCUUGUUGCAGAAGAUAGAGAAGAGGAUGGUCCCGUUCAAGACAUUAUCCGUUCUUGGGCAUGUUUCCCGCAACGCUGUCUCAAUCGCAGCAGUAUUUGGCUACCGGGAGGCUCUGGAUCUGACUCCAGUGAAGUUCUCCCUCGUGAUCGCAGCGUAUCAGAUUGGACAGAUCCUGGCUGUCGCUCUACAAAGGUGGGUAAAGCUACCACUAGCACGUACAAAGCCCUCCUUGGGCCCUGCGUCUGCCCUCGGUAUCGGAGUCGCAUUCCUUGCCACCGGCGUCUCAUCGACAUUCUCGCAAGCAUGUGCCGCGCGUGCUGCGCUGGGAUUCUCAUGUGCGGCCUUUGGCAUCAGCCAUACCGAACUGAGGAAGCAGUGGGAUAAACCGGAGCUGCAUCCGCCCUCGGCAUACGUCGCACCUCUAGCUAACAUUGUCGGCCUCUUCACCGCGGGAGCCACUCUCUCUUCAAACGGCAUUACUAAUCUCGCGCCGGUCGUCUGGAAACGCAUAUUCUAUUUCCAUCCAGUUUUGAUCGUCAUUUUCGCGGUGGAUGCAUGGGUCCGACUGCCUGGAUCACCGGAGACCGCUGCGUGGCUCUUGCCAUCCGAGCGUGAGCUCAUGCAGAAAUGGCAUAUAGGCAGACAAGUGCAGUCAGAUGCAGUUGCAGAUACGGAUAUAACCAGUACAGACGCAGGUUCGCCGUGGUACGCUCGGAGACGGCCCGUGUUGAGGAUGCUUUAUCUUGGGUACUGCUUGAUGGCGGUCUCGUUGAUCAAGUCCUUCGAGAUGUUCUGGCCUCUGAUAUUCGUCUCCGCGGUCGGCGUUGACAAGCCAGAUGCGCUGACCCUGCUGCUGGGCAGCAUUCCAUGGAUCAUCCCUGCGCUGGCGACGUUGAUGUUUGCACGAUGCUGGAAAGGGCUUUUGGCCAAGCCAUUCGGUCGUGUCCUGCAGAUAAUGACCAUAACCUACCUCGCCGCUGUCACCCCCGCAUUGUUCGGGUUUGCACUUCCCUACUUUGGGGAGAACAAAGCGUUCACGGUGGCUUAUACUUGCAUGGUUCCAAUCCUGUUCAUCGGAGACGUCCCCUACACCACGAUGUCGGGUUUGGGUUCUGCUGCACUAGCAUCCUCCAUACCUCGGCGGAUACGUCCAGUCGUGCUGCCGUUCUUACGUUCGUGCUCUAUCGCGGGGUGCAUCCUGGGAUCCUUCGUCUGGGUCGUCGGGGAUGGUCUUCCUUUCCAUACCACGGGCGCUGUUUCGGCUGUCGGCCACAUAACUUUUGCAACGACAUCCUUUCAGUGGUGGCGUGAUGAAGUUGUGCAAGAGGCCUUACGACAAAGAGAGAAGAAGUCUGCUGGGGAGGUCCCUAUGGUAAUGGACGAUUCAGAGCCCUCAGUCUAA